ACAAGUUCUGUGGACGAUGUCUUGAGCGUUCGCAUGGAAUGACCUGGGUUGAUAUGAUGAUGAAUCCCCAGAGUUCUGAAUCCUGCCCGUCAUGCUUAGGCGUCCGUGUUUGCUUGGAAUGCAGCAAAAAUAGGCCAGAGAUUAAUCAAUACAGGCCUGCCAACACUCUCCGUCGUAGAAACGAUGGGCAGCCGCUGAUCUACAAUGAUCCCUCCGACGACCAUCGUAACAAAGGAGGCAUCGCUGAUAACUAAGCCCCUUCGGUCUCUACAUCUUCACUAUACUGGAUCACGCCUGGCAGAAACUUAUGGCAAUAGCCCCGACCUAUUGCGAGAUAUCCAACUCCAGUUCCAGUGCUGUGGAUUCCACGACGUCUUGGACCGCGCCAUCCCCAAGGAUUAUCCUUCAAUCUGCCAUGACUCUCCGGACUUUGGAUUCUCAAAGUCUUGUGAAGACAGAUUGACUACGAUAAGCUUGAGCACCUCUUCCGCCAAGAGCAACAUGCUUAGUGAACACUACCAGAACAACUACUGGGGACGGCCGUGCAACAGCUGGAGGUUGUGGUGA
This is a messenger RNA of Gamsiella multidivaricata, 567 nucleotides long. RefSeq lists its product as uncharacterized. The transcript has 3 exons. The record is from RefSeq and is a predicted model, not a curated record. NCBI's taxonomy places the organism in Eukaryota, Fungi, Mortierellomycota, Mortierellomycetes, Mortierellales, Mortierellaceae. Gene Ontology annotation, cellular component: membrane. Bases 205 to 567 code for a protein of 120 amino acids.